Mesitornis unicolor (brown roatelo) is the source of this 1914-nucleotide messenger RNA. It is a transcript of the gene SOX30, whose product is annotated as SRY (sex determining region Y)-box 30. The transcript has 5 exons. Gene Ontology annotation, biological process: regulation of transcription by RNA polymerase II. NCBI's taxonomy places the organism in Eukaryota, Metazoa, Chordata, Aves, Mesitornithiformes, Mesitornithidae. The annotation marks the transcript as partial. Gene Ontology annotation, cellular component: nucleus. The record is from RefSeq and is a predicted model, not a curated record. Gene Ontology annotation, molecular function: sequence-specific double-stranded DNA binding; DNA-binding transcription factor activity, RNA polymerase II-specific.
AGAAAGGCCAAAGUUCCCUCCGGGGUGGUGCACAUCAAAGUGGAGCAGCACAAGCCCGAGGAAAGAGAUCUCCCGGGCUGCCACGGGGACAGCGGAGAGCCAGGGGCCCAGUUCAGGUGCUCCCCAGUUCCGUUGGGGGUUAAAGAGGAGGCCCACAGUGCCAUCAAGAGCAAAGGGGACCAUGAAAGGGCCAGCAGAGAAAGGCCGAAUGAGACGAAGGUGCUGGAGAAGAGAGGGAAUGGGAAGGACCCCAGGAGAGGAGAUGCCAUCAAAGUGGAGCUGCCUGACAUGGCCUUUGAGGCCUGCAGGGUGAAGGUGGAAAAGGAUGAGGAGUCCCUGUGUGGACCUGCUUAUGCCAGCACUGAUGACCACAAGGUGCAGCUGCGUGAGGGACCUGGGAUCCGCCCUGAAGAUCUGAAGAUCCCGGUUAUGUUUCAGCCCUUAUCUCCUGUGACCCGGAUGGAGAUCCAAGGCCCUCUGCCUUCUGAGCUGAUCCAUGUGACUCGUGCCGGUGACGCAUGUUUCACCAUGCCAGUGAAACCAGUGCUGCUUAAAAUGCAGUCUUCACUGGAGCCUUCAGUAAAAAUUGAAACCAAAAAUGUUCCCUUCACGGUACUGCCCUCCGAUUCAGGUAUGCCAGAUACUCCAUUCAGUGAGGAUAAAAGUGGCCAUGUAAAGCGUCCAAUGAACGCAUAUCUGGUGUGGGCUAGGAUUCAUCGGCCUGCCUUAGCAAAAGCUAACCCAGCUGCCAAAAAUGCAGAAAUCAGCGUUCAGCUUGGCCUGGAGUGGACCAAACUGACUGAAGAGCAGAAGCAGCCCUAUUACGAUGAAGCUCAGAAAAUAAAACAAAGGCACAGAGAGAAAUUUCCUGGUUGGGUUUAUCAACCACGACCAGGCAAAAAGAAGCGGUUUCCACUGCCCAUCUCUACUGCACCUAAUGGCACUUCUCAGAGUAUCAUCACUACAAAGGCAAUUUUUCCCUUCCAGAAACCUGCUUGCUCUUUUGGCAUCCCCAGCGUUAAGAGCAGUAUUGGACAUCCAGUCUGUGAAGGUCCUUUUGACAUCCGUCUGCCAGCUUUUUCGAUCCAACACACUGGUCCAGAAAAGAGUAAUACUCUUUUCCAGGCUACUAAUGCAAGUGCCACAUCAAUGGUUAUUAAAACUCCGAACCUAUCUCCGAGUCCUGUAAUUUCAUCACAACAAUUUGCUGAACCUACUGAGAGAAAAGCUCUCGAUGUGUCAUCUGGACUCAAUUGCUCUCUGAAGACACCUACACCAGUUUUCAGUGAGAGCUUCAGCAGAAAUCCAAGUAACAUAACCAAUGCUAAUGGCAGAUUUUCUGUCUCUAAUAGUGAGCCUCCAAAGGAGUACCCAGGGGUUUCUAUUUUUCCUAGAGGUGUACCUCAUCCCCAACCUACCCCUUUUCUUCACUCACAUCUCUUUGAGUCUCUUACCAUUGGUCAGCCAGCCAGUGUAUUUGGAGUACCUCCUCGGAUUUUAUUUCACCACCCUUACUUUGUACGUGGACCUCACUAUGUCACCUCAAGUGCACGCCUGUUCAGCCAAUCUCCAUUUGGCUCUGGGAACUUUUCCAGCUCAGUGCCUCAAUUCUGUCAUGAAGGCAGGUACCAAAGACAGGAUGUGAUAUUUUCACCUCUGAAUGGAGAUUAUACUUCCAAGAAAUAUGCAGAAGACAAUACAUGUGAGAACCAGCGCAGCUGUGAGAGCUUAGAGUCGGUGUCCUGUCAAAACAGCGGCAGCAAGGAGCCGCAUUUAAGCGCCCUACCACAGCUGGACAUCAGAACAUUGGAGGAGGUUUUGCCAGCCACCCCACCUUCUCCCUCCAGCACCAACUGUAUUAAUAUAACUGACAUCGACAAGGAAGAAGAUGUAAAGUUGUUGCAAGAAUUGUAA